AUGUCUGGCCCAUUCCAAGCUUCUGCUAUGCCCAUGGCUGUUCCCUCAAAGGCCACCCAAUACCCCACUUACAGCCAAUACUCCAGCUCUCCCCCAGAAUGCGAUGAGACCAUGAGCGCCGCCUCUGGUGUUCCCUCUGGCUACUCAGCUACUUCUGCUGGCUACGUCGGUAGCUCUAGUGGCGACUACGAAAGCACCGGCUCCGCUAGCGGCGUCGACUUCCAAGAGUAUAUGCAGGACCGCUUCUCUAACUCCUUUGACCCGAUCCCUCUUGACCGGAGCAUGGCCGUUCAAGCACAGACUUCCGGCAAACUCAACGCCAAGCACCGCGAACUCCUGGAGCUGCAAAAGCAAGCUCAGGCUCGCCUUGCGAGAACUCGUGAACGCUUCUCCGAGGGAAUGCGCGACGCGCGAGAAGUCCGCAACGACCUUGAGUGGACCCAGAAGAAAGUUUCGGCUCUGAACGCAAAGGCUGCGCGAAAGCACCCCAAGGAGUACACGAAGGCUCGCCAACGCUUUCCUUCUCCCGAGUACAACUAA
Messenger RNA from Trichoderma atroviride IMI 206040, 540 nucleotides. RefSeq lists its product as uncharacterized. Gene Ontology annotation, cellular component: endosome; BLOC-1 complex. Gene Ontology annotation, biological process: endosome organization; regulation of protein localization. The record is from RefSeq and is a predicted model, not a curated record. NCBI's taxonomy places the organism in Eukaryota, Fungi, Ascomycota, Sordariomycetes, Hypocreales, Hypocreaceae.